This is a messenger RNA of Symbiodinium sp. CCMP2592, 6372 nucleotides long. Lineage: Eukaryota; Dinophyceae; Suessiales; Symbiodiniaceae. The record is from the annotation of a GenBank genome assembly.
AUGCCUUUCGCAUUUCCGAAACUCCUGCUGUCAGCGAGCAGGAGGCCCUUGACCAGGUUUCGCGGCAUGUCGCAAGAUUUGGCUCGGCACGCGGGUCUCGUAUCAGAGCGUGUAGAUAGGCUCAGAUAUCGUGCCAUGGUGAGAUGCGGAGCCCACAAAAUAUGGCUGCUCUUUCCAGUCGUCAUUGGUAUGGUGGAGUCUGCCACCGUUAAAGUGAUGAUGCUUCACAACUCUUUCCAGGCAAACGCAGGUUGGAAGGAAGGUUUCUACGACUUCUUCGUUCCCUAUGUGAACAUCCAGGGCUUUACCAUAGCAGGAGGAACUGAGAAGUAUACAUUGGACGUAUCGCUCUGCGAGGAGGACCUUUCGGUAGAUGCCUUGACCAAGGUCACCGCGUGUGUAAACCAGGCUGAAGCACAGGGUGUGGAUGCAAUCGUCGUGGGAACCUCGAGUUCUAAUGACGACGUCAAAACCGCCGCAGAGGCCUACGGCAUCCCCAACCUGCACUGCUCAGGUGGGAACCCCAUGUCCUGGACGGCAGCGACACCUCACGCUUUCGGUCUGCACUUGCCAUUUCCUUGGUACUCCAGGGGCCCGAUCCGCCAGGCUGCGCUCUUGGAGCUGAAAACCGUUGUCGUCAUCCGCAACUACGACUGGGGCUUUCCCCGCAUCUCUGCCGUCGCUGCAAUGGAGUGGAGCCUUGAAAGCUCCAUGCAGGUAAUUGGGCCCACAUUGGCCUGGUGCCAGAGGUGGGCCAACAAGACAACAACCUGCGGCAUCCAGAACGGCAAUUGCCGAUGUGGCACACAGACGGAGUUCGACAACAUGGGCUACAAGUACAACGUUGCAGACAUGCCAAGCUUCUAUGAGGUGUCCGAGGCCCUGGUUGUAGAGCCAGGUUUUGACACGCGGGGGCCUGGAAUUUCUCCAGCUUUGGUCGAGUUCGUGGAGGGGAUCAUUCAGGAUGUUCGCUCUCAAGGAGGUGAUCCUGAUAUGGUGGUCAACUGGCUGGCCGCAGCGCGAAGUGGUUUGAUGGCCAUGAUGAAUCAGAAGUUCGGCUACCGGAUGUACUUCGGAGGGCCGAACUAUCCAGGCACUGCUUGGAACGGUUAUGAGACCUACUGGGCCAAUGGCUCCGUGGCUCUGGGCCAGGAUCAGGCCUUGUACAAUAUCGGGGGAGGUCAGUGGCACCACGAAAUGGGCUUUUCCGACCCCAUCUUCGGCAGCAGCGCGCAGAUGAAAUCCGUCUUCAUCCAGCAAUUUGGGAAGAAUCCGGGCUACGAUGCGGCGGCUUGUAUGGCCGCUGGCAUCUCCAUCACCUUCGGCCUGCAAAAGUACGGACAAGCUCUGGAUGGCCUGACUUUGGCACAGCGUCGAGAAGAAGUUCGCAUGUCGGUGGGCACGCUGAAUGACGAGACCCUGUACGGAAUGAUCCGGUUCAAUCGCUUCAACCAGAACAACGGCCGCAUGAGCGUGAACUGGCAGAUACUCGAGGAUGGUGACACCAGGCCUGUGCUCCCGCCAGAGGCAGCGGCCACGCCCUUCCGCUUCCCGAGCCCAAGCUGGGACGCACGCUUGGGCUGCCCAGUUGGCACUUAUGCCGGCGGGAGUGCCACCCUCGAUGUCCCGACACAGUGCAUCUUGUGCCCCGAGGGAAGGUUCCGUGAUUCCAUGAGCCAGGGACUGAACUUCUCGGAGUGUCAACAAUGCCCGGAAGGCAUCGGGACGUUGCCGGGUGUUACCGGGUCCACCGAGUGCAGCUCCUGCCCGGCGGGGCGCUAUCAGAACGGUGAGUCCGAUCGUGGCGUUUGCAACCAGUGCCCGUUGGGUACGGCAAGAGCCGGUAACAGCGCGGGAGGCUGCAGUUUGUGCGAUUCAGAGACCUACGCCGACGAACGAGGCCUUAAUGAGUGCAAGCCUUGCCCCGCUCGGAGCUCGCAGUCCGAUGUAGGGCAGACAUUUUGUAUUUGUGAUGUGGGUGCCUACAAGGACCCCGAAGAUGCAACGCCCAUAGGCACCGUUCAAAGCUGUUUGGCAUGCGAGCUGAUCCUUCCGGGCAGCACAACGCUGUAUCCCAGUUCCAAGUAUAGUCAUGAGUGUGUUUGUCCUGCUGGCACUUUCUGGCACCGAACUUCUGCAACAACGAACGUGGCGGAGUGCAAGGAGUGUGGCACCGGCCUAAACUGCAAGGGAGGCCGCAUGAUGUCCAGCGGUGGGCGUCGACUGAAUGCAACCAUUCCACCCCAUCAGCCUCCUCUACAGUCUGUGGGCUACUCAGCUGGAGCCCAGCCUUUCGAAGGAGGUGACCCGUCUUACAUCGUCGAGUGCAGCAGUGCCACCCGGUGUCCUGGGGACCUGCCACUUGGCGAAUGCCCGGGCAACAACCGGGGCAAGGCUUGCCUCACCUGCCUUCCGAACAAUUACGACGAUGGCUCUACUUGCCUGUCGUGUGAGGGUGGCACAUUCACUAUUUGGCCUCUGUUUGUGGCACUCUUUGCUGCCGUGGUCCUUGUUUUGGUACUCUACAAGUUUGCGACGAAGGUCGAUAAACCUCACAGAGACUCGUUGAUGACAGUGACGAUUGGUGCUGGGCUGGCCAUCGCGACAGUGCAGACGCUGUCCGCAUUUUCCAAGGUCGAAGUACAGUGGGUCGAGCCGUUGAAAACGCUUCGGGGCUUCUUGUCCUUCUUGACCUUUGACAUCGGCAUCCUUCGUCCUGGCUGCUGGUUCGGGAAUGUUGACCCGCUGCAGAACUACAUUGGAUCCUUGAUCAUGUACCCAAUGGGUGCCGGUGCCGUCAUGCUGGUCUUUGCUAUCGCGAAAUAUGUGCUUAAAAAGGAGAUCUCUCUCAACCAGGUUAUCAAUGCACAGGGCUUGAUCGUCUCCGCAGUCUUCAUUGCUUUGACGUUUUUGGCCGUGAAGCCUUUUCAAUGCGUCGGGAACCCCGAUGGCACGUCCUCCCUCGCGGCCUUCCGUGAUGUGAUUUGUUGGGAGAACGCCGACCACUUCGCCAUGGUGGGCCUCUCCUUGCUGCCUUUCUUUGGUGGUGUUGUGACCUUCAUGGGCCUUGUCAUUUGGGCUGUUAUUCAGUACCCCAUAAAGGUGGCGAAGCCUGGAGGAGUAAACUUCGUGAAGCGCUGGAAUUUCAUGUUUGCCCGCUUCAGCCCAACGGCUUAUUACUUCGCCUUCGUGCUGAAUAUGCGCAACCUGUUGAUCGGCCUCAUCCCGGUGCUCUUAGUGGAGUUUGCGGAGCUGCAGUUCAUGUUUCUUACGAUCACUGUGGCUGUGUACACAAUUUUGCAGGCCCGCAUCUGGCCAUGGCGCACGGCGAUGUCGAAUUACAUGGACUCAUGCCUGGCACUUUUCCUGAUCACUGUGAUCGUGGUGGGAAGCAUGCUGCUGGAUUUUGAUGUCCAGCGAGGAACUGUGUUCAUUCAGAUCAUCUUGAUGAUUGGCACAGUCUUGGCCUUCAUCGGCUUGGUGGUUUUGUUUGGCAUGGCGACCUACAGGGCCUACCGUCCCUCACGGACAUAUGGCAUCUUCCUGAGCCAUCACAAGCUCGGCGCCGCUGUUUUGUCCCGCUGGUGGAAGAUGAUGCUUUCUGAGCACAUCAAAGACAAGGUGUUCUUGGAUUCCGACGACGUCAACAAGCUAGAUGCCAUCAUCGACGUGACGGCAUGGGACUCGCAGAAUGUCGUGGUGCUUAUGACUCAGGAGACGUUGAAGAGAAUGUGGUGCGCUGCAGAAAUCGCCAGUGCGUGGGCUGCAAACACGAAUAUUGUUUUGGUGAGUUGCGACGGAAAUGGCUUUUCUGACGAACUGAUCCAGUCCCUCCCAUCUCUCUGGACAGAAGAGCAGCAGGCUACGUUGGCAAAUGCUGGGGUCACGAUGAAAAUGAUCGUCGAUUCUUACGAGGGCCUCAAAGUGCGAACGCCGAUCGAGCUUAAUCGUAAGGGUGCCAAGACCGGCGAGCACGAGCAUGCGGUGCAGCUUGCGGUCUCUCAAUGCAAAGGCCUGAGCAAGCGAAUGUUCGGCAAGAUGGCGCGGAGCGGUGCGAACCCUCAGGCGGAGGACGCUUCGUCGGGGAUGGUGAUGCUUGGAGACUUGACAACGCCCGAGUCGGGGAGCUGCUGCAAGGUGAUCCAGUCCAUGCUCCAGUCCAAGCUGCAGGAGUCCGUGGCUGUCCUCGAUCCGGAGAUAGAGGUUUCGAACCUGGAUGCGCUGGCCGAGAAGUAUGCGAAUGCGAAGGUGAUCCUGGUGAUUCUCACACAGGGUUUGCUUCAAGAUGCACUUUUCGCCGGUGCUUUGGCGACCUGCCCUGUGGAAGUGCGGGGGAACUUGGUUCCUAUCAAGGCAGACGAAAAUUUCAUUUACCCUGAUCCGGUCUUCUGGGAGAAACUUGCUGCCGGGCAGAUUUUCUCAGCCACCCAGCUAGCCACCUACAACACCGACUUCGAAGGGGUCAGAGCAGCUUACGCACGGCUCUUCAAUGUCUUGGCGCUGAAGUUUACUUCCCAUGGGAGCGAAAGCAUUCAGUCAACUGAAAUUCAAGUGAUGAACGGGCGCUUGGCCCCAAUGUUGGCAGCAGAAAAGGUUGCUUUGAAGCCGGGGGCGCCGAACAAACAGGCGUCAAAGCUGGAGGUAGUAGCUCCAGCGAGCGACAAGGGCAAAGUCGUCGACGUCAGUAACAUCAUCGAUGGCCCUCCGAGAGAGGACAUCUUGGAGGAGGACCCGAACUUUGAGAAAGAGAUCUCGCAUGCCUGGCACCGCUCGCACUCGGGAAGUAUUCUGGCUUCCCAGGUCUUCUGCGGAGUUGCUGCCGCCUCCAAGACGGAAAUCAGGAGGUGCCCGGCACCCACCAACUCGACAGAGGAUCUAUUGCGCUGCUUGGACUGGCGCCAGAGAACGGGAGAAACGGACUUCGAAGAAGUGUCACAGACCCCGACGGAGGCGGCGGACGAUGCCGCUGUGCAGUACUUCAAGGAGAUAUCGCGCAAUCGCGAGAGGGGAUGGCUGAAUUUUGACCUCCAGGUGACCAUCUUCACAGACGAGAUGCUUGGCGUGCUGAAAAGUUGGACGGAUGAUAGGACCGCCAUGCCGCGAGUCUACGUCCUGGGAGACUUUGAGCUUGCAUGCAAGUACAUGGAGGAGUCUGUAGGCUUUCGGUACUCCAUGGAGCAUUGGGUCCAUCAAGUCAUCUCGUCGAACGCUGCUAUGAUGGUUACGGAUGUACAGGACGCCGACUUUGUCUUUCUUCCCCACUGUGCCACAGGCGUCUUCAUGCAUAUGGUCGUGCAAGAUGAUUUGCGACGCCAGCGCCGACAGGCUGUUGGAAAUGCGCCGAACUCGUCGAGGCAAGUGGUUGAAACUUAUCUCGGUUAUGAAGGCAACCUCCCCGCCUCGACAGUUCUGAGGCUGGACACUUCAUACUUCAUGCACAAGGUGGAGAAGAUUUGGCAGCAAAAGCCAGAAUUUUGGCACUGCUGGAAACGGGCUAGUUGCAAGUUCCUCAUUGCGAGCAUUUACGCACGUCACGUGUGGCGAAGCUUUGCCGCCCACUUUGGAGACAAGAUAGUUUUCAUCACCCACGGCGGGAUGUCACCGUGGCUCCGAGAGCAACCCGACAGUUACUUCCUCAAAAUUCCAGGGGACGCGACUCCGUGGCUGCCUUCCGAUGGCAACGCCUGUCGAGCUUCCUGCGCACUGCACUGCCAGAUGGAGCCUCCUGCGAUUCUGCCUCAGGACAUCGUUCUUCCGUGGGUCAUUGCGUUUGAGUGGACCCACCGGGCUGCGAUGUACCGCAAUCGAGACAUUUUGGCCUUUUACAGUGGUACGCGAAAUUCUUGUUCUCGGGGGGUCCUCCACGAGGUCUUCGGCGAGCAGUUUGAGUCGGAGAUGGACUUCGAAGAGAACGUUCGGCGCGAGCGCAGCGCCAAGACCGGUGUGUUGAAGGACAGAGUCCUCAUUUUUCCGCCCGCUUUCAGACUACGCCAGCAGGACUGGUCGGAGCUUGCAUUCAGAUCCAAGUUGUGCAUUUGUCCCGAUGGUGACUCGCCUAAUACGGGCCGUCUCAUCGAGGUCAUCAUGCACGGCUGCGUCCCGCUGAUUAUUUCGAAUCGCUUGCAGCCCCCUUUCCACCAGUUGUUUGACUGGUCGAAAAUCGCCUUCUUUAUGCGCGAAGACGCGCUUCCACACCUGCCCCGCAUCCUCGAGCAGUUUAAAGGCCCAGAGGGUGAUCGACGAAUCCGGCAGAAGCGUCAUAGACUGGGAGAGAUGUCCCACCUUCUUGACUACUCACGAGACGGAGUUGCCUCGACUUUGCUCCUGACCCUGCGGGAACAAGCUUUUGACCUGAGAGACGCUUCUUCGUGA